AUGGGUCGAGCAAUAACCAACGCACAUUUAAAAAUCAAUUGGUCGACAGAAACUUCUACAGCAUCAUCCCCACUAGACACAUCAGAACAUUCUCCCAGCUCACCGCAGACCAGCCUUGAUAGUGCCAAAAAGUGCAAUGCUAUUUCAUCUCCUGAGUUAGAAGUCCCAGACCUAGAACUCAAACUAUCUCAGUUUGAAAGCGAAACACCAAGUUGCUACAGAAAAGCAGAGCCAAUCACAUCCAUACCUACAACGCCAGACUACAACCUCAGUGCAUUCUUCGUGCUUGCAGAACUCAAGCACAGUAUGCCCACGGAAACACCCCAAAUCUUUCAUGGCAAUGAACGCAAAUCAGAGAAUCCAGUGGAUUUUCUCAAAUCGUUUAAUCGAGCUAUGUGGCAGCAAGCGACGAUAGCCAGUAAUGACAAAUCGGAAGCAUUUGGCGACUAUCUGGGUACAGGGUCAGAAGUGGAAGUGUGGUUUAAAGGACUCACAAUGACACAAACAGCAACAUGGACGUUGUUCAUCAUGGCAUUCGAAACACGUUGGCCUCCCAUGGAGAUAGCAAAGAAGACGAAAGCGGAUCAGGAGAGAGAACUGCUAGAACACAGGUUAACAGAUGUGGACAUGGGGACCAAGACCACGUUAUACAACUGA
Molecule: messenger RNA, 657 nt
Organism: Suillus paluster
Lineage: Eukaryota; Fungi; Basidiomycota; Agaricomycetes; Boletales; Suillaceae
Exons: 1
Coding region: 1-657 (218 amino acids)
Source: RefSeq, a predicted model, not a curated record